CGUAAAAAACCAUGUCUGUGAUUUCUGCUCAUCAAACCCUAAACAUGGAACAAUCUAGUGUUUUACCACCAUCUAUAUCAAUAAAUCAGUUCUCUUCAAUGUUUCUUCUUCAAUUAAUUCUCUUUUCUACUAAAUUUGCCUGAGAGAGAAAACUUAGAAAAAAUCAUCUUCUGUCGUAAGAGUUUCUUCUUCUUCCACAGUUGGUUUUUGUGAAAGUAUCAGCGAUUCCUGGGGAUGUUAGCAUUGCAUCCGGUGAAUCUGUCAUGAUCAAGAAGAGGAUUUGAAAAUUUGAAGGAAAAAAAAAUGUCUGUAGUAGGAGUUUCUUCUUCUUCUCCAGCUGGUUUUAGUGAAAAUAUCGGUGAGAUUCUUGGGGAUGUUAGUAUUUUCACUGCAGCCGGUGAAUCUGUUAUGAUCAAGGAUUUAUGGGAUCAAGAAGAGGGUGUGGCUGUCGUUGCACUUCUAAGGCAUUUUGGGUGCAUUUGUUGCUGGGAACUUGCUUCAAAACUGAAAGAGUCAAAGUCGAGGUUUGAUUCUGCUGGCGUGAAACUAAUUGCUGUUGGUGUUGGUACACCUGGAAAAGCACGUAUUCUUGCUGAGCGGUUGCCUUUUUCUAUGGAUUCCCUUUAUGCAGAUCCUGAUCGCAAGGCAUAUGAUGUUUUGGGAUUAUAUUAUGGCUUUGGCCGCAUUUUCAACCGAGCCAGUGCUAGCUUUUUCUUGAAAUUCGGGGCACUGAAAAAAGUUUGGAAGAAUUACACCAUCAAGGCGAUUCCAGAUGAUAAGAGUAGUAUAUUGCAACAGGGAGGAAUUUUCGUCUUCAAAGGGAAACAGUUGUUAUAUGCAAGGAAAGACAAAGGAAUCAGUGAUCAUGCUCCUUUGGACGAAAUUCUCAAUAUAUGCUGCACUCCGGUUGCUUAAAUCUUACUUCCACAUGAAUGCUUCAAUCUUGUAAUAAAUUGAAUGCAGGUUAGCAGGUAUCGUUUCUGUAAUCUGGUACAGUUUGAGAUCCUGGUGUUUAGGAAUGGGAAUUAUAAAAGACCAUCGUAAUAUUUACACAGGAGAAAAUGUGUAAGUGUGCAAAACUUGAAAUGUAAUUAUGUGUGAAUAAAAUUGAUUUCAUAUGACCUCAUUGAACAGCUUGA
Papaver somniferum (opium poppy) is the source of this 1139-nucleotide messenger RNA. Its product is annotated as thioredoxin-like protein AAED1, chloroplastic. NCBI's taxonomy places the organism in Eukaryota, Viridiplantae, Streptophyta, Magnoliopsida, Ranunculales, Papaveraceae. Gene Ontology annotation, molecular function: antioxidant activity. The coding region runs from base 304 to 915 and encodes 203 amino acids. The record is from RefSeq and is a predicted model, not a curated record. The transcript has 8 exons.